GACAGUUCGUGUGGGAGGUUGUGUCUAAAUCCUCUCCACAAUAUCGCUCUAAUCACCUUCCCUCGGGUGAUUCAACCCCAAUAAACCACCAAACUAAAGUGUAAACACCCCGCUCAUACUGUGAAACAAACCAAGUGGUGAAUAUAAACCAGAAAAAGAAAUAACCGACCAUCAGCAUUAAUUUACGGAACCUCGACAGAUACUUAAUAAACAACUAUGGCGGACAGUGAUGCAGAGUGGGUGGGAGUUGACUUUGAAUUCGGCAAACCAGACACGUCACCCACCACAGCCCGCCCACAACCCACUCUACGCCCUACAAUACGCCCACAGCCACCACCCCCACCCCGUCCUACCCCCCAGCCACGCCCACCCGCCAUAGAGCCGCCACAGGACGCCUCAGAGAUGGACGGAAGAGUCAACCCGAAGACAAAUAGUGUGGGCAUAGUGGCUGGGUCUGUGGGAGGAGUCCUGGGCGUGCUGAUGAUCCUGUUGGUGGUGUACAUGUUGGUGCUGCGUCGAAAGCUGUCCAAGGCUAAGGACUCCGGGAAGGCCUCCAAGUACCAGCUGAGAGUGGAAGACGUCUCACACAUCACCAACCUGGACGAGACCUCCAACACCUACGUCAACACCACCGACCUGCAGAAGCUAGUCGCCUCCGUCAGGGCCAAAGGCAAGUCCGCUGACAGGGUUCCUCUACCUCCUAAGACCCAGCAACAGACCCCUAAACCCUGUAGGCCCUUACCUGUGGAUCAGGGUUCAGGCACUACUCCCCGCGGUGGCCAUGUGGAGAACAGUGGAUACAAAGGUUCGGGAGAUGUGGUUGUGGUGAGGCCGCCUGCUCCUGCUCCACACAAGUCUCCUGUCUCUCCGCUGGUCAGUGUUGAGGCGUCUGAACCGGAUGUUAUAUACUGUAACCUGGACCCUACUGUACCUCCCCCACUCCCCUCCCCGGCACCUAACACCACCACCACCGUCCCACCGUCACGCAGCACCAGGGUAGAGGCGCCCAAGAUAGCACCACCGCCGCCCCCAGCCCAGCUGAAGAAUAGAGUCGCGUUAAAUCAGAGCGGAAGUAACCCCCCGCUCUCCCCUACAGCCAUCGCCAGGCCUGCCCCUCCACCGCCCACUGUGGGGAAGACUCGGCCCCAACAAGCUGCUGUUAUUACGCCCAGCGCUUUACACCCGCCCAGUGCCCCACACACUAAGAAACCCACACCUCCACCUGUGGCUUUGAAACCCAACAAGGUGGUGGAGUCGGCCCCAGCUGGCCCUGCACCCACAAUCCCCAAGCCAACACCGCCAACCCUGCCCAAGCCCGGGGUCCUCAAGAAAGGGAAAGGCCUCCCGCCCCUCAAGAUGGCCCUCCUCCCCUCCCUCACCAGAACCUCGCUGGACAACGCCAGCACGCCUGACACAGCCAUCUUCGAGCUGACGCCAGAUUCGACACCCACGGCUGACGACGGCACAGGACCUGGGUCUAUCAGCGCCAAAAUCGCUUUCCUGGAGGGCAAGAUGAAGACCCCAGGAAACCCCAGCCGACCCGCGGGGCCCCGGACGUGAGCCCCGGCAUGGCCUCCACUGGUCACUGUCAGUAUUAAUAGCACUGGUCACCGCCACCCCUCAGCGUCGCGCCGGCAGGUACAGUAGUUUAACAGUUAUCAACAUCGCCAGAGACCUGCCUCACCCGGACCACGGAACAGUCAAGGGUGACCUGACGUGUAAACACAUCAGUCAGUGUUAUUGACUCGCCAAACAUGAAUAAGUUCCCCCCAGAGUCGAACCUUGGACUUUGUGUCUUUAAGAAGAGUGUAUUCACCCAACACCGCCGGAAAUCCUGAGUAUUGUAGCGUUCCUCGACCUACUGCACAAGUGGUCAGGAAGACACUACCUAGACAAAGUGAUGACCACACACACACCUACAGACGGAGGUUGUUUCGUGGUAGGUGAUGUGGUAGUCGGUGAGGCGAGGCAGGAUGGGUCGCAGGACUUUAAUCAAAGCGACCCUGACUCACUUCCCUCCUCUAGGAGCGUCACCGGCCUCCCUGGGGCUUCCCGACCUCCAGGGGCUGUGCGUGACGUGCUGACCCCCAACCCCCCUCACCACAGAUCAUAAGUGUAUUGUCAUGUCUGUGUUAGUCGCUUGUUUUUAGAUCUGCUGAAACGAGUGUGUGUGUGUCAGCAAAUUAAGUCAAAACUCACAAUCUCAGUUAAAUUUGUUCAAGGAAAACCAUAAACAGUCACGCAUGGAUCAUCAGCCGAGUACAGGUCUCACUAUGUACUCAGCCAAAGUCACAUCGUUGUUGUAGCCAAGUGUAUAUAUUAGCUUGUGAGUCCAUUCUGGUCUAUUAUACUGUAUAUAUUUAUUUCAUGUAUAUUGAUGAUGUAUAUUGGUGUUUGUGUAUAUAUAUAUAUUUUAUACAAGAUCUAUAUAGUGUUUCCAUCCUCGCCCAAGACCAUCAUUGUUUUCUUAAUUCAAUGAUAAUCUGUGAUAUGAUUAUUGUUUAAUUAUUCGAAUUAUUAAAAACAAAAUUUCUUUUAACUGCAGGUGGUAGAAUGCACUUAACUGAUGCUAAAACAGUAAAAUAACGUUAAACAAUGGAAGUAAUUAUGAUAUGUAACUGAAACGAUAGAGUUGGCAAGCGAGAUCAACAACUUAAAAUGUAGGAGAUAAAACUCGUCAAGCCGACACAAGUACCAACACAACAGUAGACGUUAUGACAUGGCUACUAACCUUACAGUAUUACUUAAGACUUGAGUAACACCACGAGAAGGACAGCUAAACUAUUUUUUUUAACCAAACAAACCGAACUUAACCUGAAUUAAUCUAACCGAUUUUGAGAUAGUUUUGGGUUAUAUUAGGUUAGGUUGUAGUCAUGUAAAUUAAAUCGUUUCUCCCAUUCAUAUUCUUGAUAUUUUGUUAAUAACUACUGUACUCGACAGCUUGGAAUCUUCUAACUAUAUAAAUUUGCUAACUGGUAACGUGACAAUAAUCUAACUAGGAAGAUAAUUUAACUACAACGUAAAAUCAACAAAUAAAAUAAAAAUUUCUUUAUUUUAUCUUUAGUUCUUACGAAAAUAAAAAAAAUAAUGACGCCUAUAACUGUUAAGAAUCCGGGUUGGUGGUAGUGGUGGUGACGAUCAGCUGACGAGCGUAAACAAUAAUUCAAUCAGCUGAUCCGUGUAAAAACGUUUGACUCAAUCACAUGACUUACAAAACAACAUCUGAUCCGUGUAAACACUGACUAAAAAAAAAAUCAUUAUCAUUAAUUACAUACAAUGACACAAUGCUCUCAUCACCAUCAUCAUCAUUAUCACCGCUACUAUUAUCUUCUUAAAAAAAUUCCUUAGUCGGUAACUUUCAAUGUCAAGCACAAACAACAACUUCAAAGGGAAAUCCCGUGGAAAUAAAAAAAAAAUCCCAGCUGUUGCAAGUCUCUGUGUAUGAGUCUUGAUAAUUGAAUAGUUCCGAGAAUGGGCGAGGAUGAUGACUCCUCUCCACCGUGUCCAGAUAGACAGAUAGAUAGAUAUAUAGACAGCGAAAAACAGACAGACAUAUAAACAGACAAACAUAUAUAAAGGCAAAGAUAGACAGAUAGAUAGACAGACAUAGAUAUAAACAGAUAGAUAGACAGACAGACAGAUAUCUAGGCCGUGUACAUAUUAACCUGAGUCUAUUUUAAAUAUUGAAAUUGAAACAUUUAUCUUUUUUUAAGCUCCUCUUGUGUGUUAAUGUUACAUAAUUGAGGUAAAAUGUUCAUGUUAAAUAUAUGUAAAGAAUAAAUGUUAAUGUUAAAAAUAUGUAAGAAUUGAUCUGUGAUAAAUUAAUGUUUAUGUUUUUUUACAAUACUAGGCUGCAGAGGAACUAGAAUUCCUAUGUUAAAAUUCCCCCUAAAAAUUCCUUUGAUAUGAGAAUGUACUGUAUAUAUAUAUAUAUAUAUAUUGCUCAAUUUAAACCUACUUCUUAGAUACAACUUCCAAAAUGGCGUCAAACUUAGAUAAGACUGUACUGUAUGGCAGAUUUUUCCUAUCACUGAAUGGCGAAUGUAAUUUUGGAAAUCGAACCGAAAUUUAAAAUGACCAAUAUAUUUUUUUUUAAUUUAAGAAUUUGGACUUUUAAUGUGUUUUCGAUUUCCAAAGAAUAUUAUUGAUUUUUUUCUGAAAAUUAUGAGAUAACUGAAUAUUAUUUGGUGUUUUUUGAGUUUUCUAUGAUUUUAUGAUAAAACAGCGUAACACAGGGCAUUUUCACGCGCCUAGCUUUGUGCCUUUCAGUGUGAUGUGAAUGAUAAACGCCAGGCGAUGUCCAAUGCUCAAACUGGCGUUGUAUAUCUGUUAUAUAUCUUGUCUUAUCGUUCAGUAAUGAUAUGAACCAAUAUAAACCAGAUUUGUAUUAAAUAUAUUGUAUAUACUGUACUAGACACUGUGUUAUUAAAUAUACCUUUUUAUACUGUUUUACAUGUGAUUAGUUGUAAGGCAAAUCAGCCAAUGUAAAUAAUGAUUAAUGAUAUGAAUAAGAUAAACAAUGAUCAAUAAA
This is a messenger RNA of Homarus americanus (American lobster), 4531 nucleotides long. Its product is annotated as extensin-like. The record is from RefSeq and is a predicted model, not a curated record. Bases 217 to 1560 code for a protein of 447 amino acids. The transcript has 3 exons. NCBI's taxonomy places the organism in Eukaryota, Metazoa, Arthropoda, Malacostraca, Decapoda, Nephropidae.